This is a messenger RNA of Cynocephalus volans (Philippine flying lemur), 2488 nucleotides long. RefSeq names its product speckle type BTB/POZ protein (gene SPOP). Gene Ontology annotation, molecular function: ubiquitin protein ligase binding. The transcript is spliced from 11 exons. The coding region runs from base 276 to 1400 and encodes 374 amino acids. Lineage: Eukaryota; Metazoa; Chordata; Mammalia; Dermoptera; Cynocephalidae. Gene Ontology annotation, biological process: regulation of proteolysis; proteasome-mediated ubiquitin-dependent protein catabolic process. The record is from RefSeq and is a predicted model, not a curated record. Gene Ontology annotation, cellular component: cytoplasm; nucleus.
GCCCCGGCCGGUGUGUGUUGGUGUGUGUGUGUGUGUGAGUGUGCGCGCUCCGAGUGUGUGUGUAUUUUUGUAUCGACGGUCCCGCAGGUCCCGGAUGUUGGGGACACUAUGAGGCGAGCGCAGGGGGACGCGGACCAGCAGCUGUCGCCGCCGCUCUCAGAUUUCCUGUUAGAGAAGACAAAUUAGAGUUUUCCUACUGACUUAACUUGGGUGAAGAGAGAACAGAAAUCUUUGCCCUCUGACUUUGGAAGUCUCGUUUAACCUUCAAACUGGCGAUGUCAAGGGUUCCAAGUCCUCCACCUCCGGCAGAAAUGUCGAGUGGCCCUGUAGCCGAGAGCUGGUGCUACACACAGAUCAAAGUAGUGAAAUUCUCCUACAUGUGGACCAUCAAUAACUUCAGCUUUUGCCGGGAGGAAAUGGGUGAAGUCAUUAAAAGUUCAACCUUUUCAUCAGGAGCCAAUGAUAAACUGAAAUGGUGUUUGCGAGUAAACCCAAAAGGGCUAGAUGAAGAAAGCAAAGAUUACCUGUCACUUUACCUGUUACUGGUCAGCUGUCCAAAGAGUGAAGUUCGGGCAAAAUUCAAAUUCUCCAUCCUGAAUGCCAAGGGAGAAGAAACCAAAGCUAUGGAGAGUCAACGGGCGUAUAGGUUUGUACAAGGCAAAGACUGGGGAUUCAAAAAAUUCAUCCGUAGAGAUUUUCUCUUGGAUGAGGCCAACGGGCUUCUCCCUGAUGACAAGCUUACCCUCUUCUGCGAGGUGAGUGUGGUGCAAGAUUCUGUCAACAUUUCUGGCCAGAAUACCAUGAAUAUGGUGAAGGUUCCUGAGUGCCGAUUGGCAGAUGAGCUAGGAGGACUAUGGGAGAAUUCCCGGUUCACAGACUGCUGCUUGUGUGUUGCUGGCCAGGAAUUCCAGGCACACAAAGCUAUCUUAGCAGCUCGUUCUCCAGUUUUUAGUGCCAUGUUUGAACAUGAAAUGGAGGAGAGCAAAAAGAAUCGGGUUGAAAUCAAUGAUGUGGAGCCUGAAGUUUUUAAGGAAAUGAUGUGCUUCAUUUACACCGGGAAGGCUCCUAACCUUGACAAAAUGGCUGAUGAUUUGCUGGCAGCUGCUGACAAGUAUGCCCUGGAGCGUUUAAAGGUCAUGUGUGAGGAUGCCCUCUGCAGUAACCUCUCUGUGGAGAACGCCGCAGAAAUUCUCAUCCUGGCUGACCUCCACAGCGCAGAUCAGUUGAAAACUCAGGCAGUGGAUUUCAUCAACUAUCAUGCUUCGGAUGUCUUGGAGACCUCUGGGUGGAAGUCAAUGGUGGUGUCACAUCCCCACUUGGUGGCUGAGGCAUACCGCUCUCUGGCUUCAGCACAGUGCCCUUUUCUGGGACCCCCACGCAAACGCCUGAAGCAAUCCUAAGAUCCUGCCUGCUGUAAGACUUCGUUUAUUUUCCAGAAGCAGCAGCCACUGUUGCUGCCAGUGACCACCAGGUAGACAGCGCAAUCUGUGGAGCUUUUACUCUGUUGUGGGGGGAAAAGACUGCAUCGUGGCCCCAGACUUUUAAAACAGCACUCAAUAACUUGGGGAAAGUGGGGGGAGGGAAGGGCCCGGGGCCCAGAGCUAUUCAACCUAAUGAAAACCCUGUUGCUGCGUCACUGUGUUCCCUUUGGCCUGGCCGAGUUUGAUACUGUGGGGACUCAGUUUAGGCGCUGGCCCCGAGGACAUCGCAGCGUGGUACUUCGGAGAAACCUGUUUGCAUCUGACUGAGCAGAACAAAUCGUCAGGUGCCUGGAGCAAAAAGGAAAAAAAGGACAUUUAGUUUUAAGAAAGGAAAGAAAAGAUUUUUGCAGAAUUUCUCAAAUCAGUUGUGGAUUCCAGUAGUAUUUAUGUUGAGAGAAACAAAUUUUAGUCCUUCCAACUGUGCUAAAACUUUGAUAUUUGUGAAAUCUCUUCAUCACCGUACAAGUAUCAGAAGAGCUCUCUUGCUGUUAGCACUUAUUGUUUGCAAGAACAGAAUAUAUCCUUCUAUCCUUUUAUGAAAAACAACAAGUGAAGGCGAAAGGAGAAGGAGGUUAUUUGAUAUGGAAGAUGAGUAUUCUGAUGUGGUAGCUUUUGCAAAAAAUCUUUAUUGGUGUUGAAAACUGGAAAAGAUAAUUCAUCCAGAAUUCAUACUAUCUUGACAAGAACUAUGGUUCUGUUUUUAGAUAUUGUGGAAAAUGUUUUUUGGCAUUUUUCUCUGGUUUUAUUUCUCCUCCCUUCCCCUCUUUUCUAAAAAAACCCCCAAAAUGAAAAACAUACAAAACUGAACAAAAAGAAGAGAAAAGGAAAUUUUAUUAUUAAUGCUGUGUGAGAAAAUCCCAGCCCAGAUUGCUCAGCUGUUUGCACCUGACUUGCCGCCUGCAUAGGAGCCAGUCCUGUUCCUUCUGAUUAGCCCCUCUUCCUACAGGGGAGAACUUCCAAAUGUUAAUUUUUUUCUUUUUGAAAAUAUAAAUAAUUACUAUUUUGUA